CGCGGUUUGGGUGUGCUCGGGGCGCCCAAUGGCUCGGGAGCAUCUGGGAAGACAGGUGCAGGUGGCGGAGGCGGCGCGGAGGGCAGGGCCGGCGGGCGGGCGUGGCCCAGGGAGCCGGCGCGGCGGUCGCUGGCGGGCGCCCCCCGCGCGGGCAUGGCGGCUUGGUGGCCCGCGAUGCUGCGCGCGGUCCGGCGCUACCCGUGGCCCACGAACGUGCUGCUCUACGCGGCGCUCUUCUCCGCCGGCGACGCGCUGCAGCAGCGGCUACGGGGCGGUCCGGCCGACUGGCAGCAGACGCGGCGCGUGGCCACCGUGGCCGUGACCUUCCACGCCAACUUCAACUACGUGUGGCUGCGCCUGCUGGAGCGCGCGCUGCCGGGCCGUGCGCCGCGCACCGUGCUGGCCAAGGUGCUGUGCGACCAGGCGAUCGGCGGUCCCGUGGCCGUCUCGGCCUUCUAUGCCGGUAUGAGUAUUCUCCAAGAAAAGGAUGACAUAUUUUUGGACCUGAAACAGAAAUUCUGGAAUACGUACAAGAGCGGUCUGAUGUACUGGCCUUUUGUGCAGCUGACCAACUUCGGCCUGGUUCCUGUUCACUGGAGGACGGCUUACACGGGACUCUGUGGUUUUCUGUGGGCCACCUUCCUUUGCUUUUCACAACAGAGUGGCGAUGGCACGUUCAAGUCGGCUUUUGCCUUCCUUCAUGUAAAGGAGGCCAGUGCCCUUGAAAGGUCCCCCAAGGAAUGAGAAGCCAAGGACUCCCUAGCAAUGCCGAUUUCUUCCAUUCCUUCCUUCUCUCUUCUUUCUCUCCUCCCUCCCUCCCUUCCGCCCCUGCAGGGACUUGCCUACAGAUAACAGAGUCUCCUUACCAGUUACUUGCUCCAUUUUGGAGACUGACUCUCACAUAGACCCCAUGGUUUCAUUAUCCAUGAGGACUUAAAAUUUUAUCCAAACCUUUCUUUUCCCCCCAUUUUGGUCUGAAAGCCUCACUUCUCUAAUAUUUUUACUCCUCUAAUUCUUUGGUUAAUAUUGGUAACAGUGACGUCGUGGCACUUUGCAGUUGCUCCGAUUUCUAUGCUUAUAUUUUAAUGCUGGUUGAUUUAAAGAACGUGUUUUGAUCAUUUACUUAACGUCGAAAAUCUCAGGUUACUCCCCACCCCCAACACAUACUUUUGGGUCAGUUUAACUUUUAUACCAAAAGUAGUCCUUAGAGAAUAUUUCUAUUUACAUAGAGCUCAAUCGAAGAGAAGACUAAAUGACCAAAUUUUCUUCUCUCGAAAUACUUUAUAUAAUAAUUUAUGGUUAUACUGAUGGUCAGUUCUGUAAGUGCAUUUUAUGCUGUCAAAAAACGGUAUCUGAUUGGUGUGUCCCAUAUGGAAUGUAUUUUUCAGAGAUCUUCUACUUUUGUAAUUUUUUAGUUAAGCGCUUUUUAGUUAAUGUGUUCUAAUUUUGAGCCUAUUCAGUUGACUGAAGGACCCCAUUUUUCUAGACAAUAAGAAAUUUACAAAAUUUCUGGCUUCUUAAAGACAGGUAUUGAAUGAAGUUUCUAUGAAAAUGAACAAUUUUUCUUCCUCUGGAAGGAAAAACUCUAUUCCAUAGAUUUCCAGGGAAAAGAGUUACCCCAAAUUUCACACUAAGAUUAUAUUUAAAAAAAAAAAAUCAAUGCUUUCCAGGAGUACCGUGGCUCAGGUGGUUGGGCGUCCAUUUCUUGAUCUUGGCUCAGGUCUUACUCGCUCAGCCAUGAGUUUGAGCCCCAAGCUGCCUCCACGAUGGGCGCCGAGCCUACUUAAAAAACAAACAAACAAACAAUGCUUUCCAAUAAAUCGUUAUCAGUAAUCUUUAAGCUAGACAUGAGAAACUGGAUCCAGACUUUCAGAUUUACUCAGUUUGUCUAACCUCAAAACCAGUGGAUCUAAAAAUGAUAUGACUAUCUGAAGAAGUUUCAGCAAACUUCACCUAAGAAUUGUACCAAAAUGCUGCUGCUUCCAGUGAAGUCUUUUUUUUUUUUUUUUUAAAGAUUUUGUUUAUUU
Mustela erminea (ermine) is the source of this 2027-nucleotide messenger RNA. RefSeq names its product MPV17 mitochondrial inner membrane protein like (gene MPV17L). The record is from RefSeq and is a predicted model, not a curated record. Lineage: Eukaryota; Metazoa; Chordata; Mammalia; Carnivora; Mustelidae. The coding region runs from base 154 to 744 and encodes 196 amino acids. The transcript is spliced from 4 exons. Gene Ontology annotation, cellular component: cytoplasm; membrane.